Molecule: messenger RNA, 1352 nt
Organism: Echinops telfairi (small Madagascar hedgehog)
Lineage: Eukaryota; Metazoa; Chordata; Mammalia; Afrosoricida; Tenrecidae
Gene: ZNF830
Product: zinc finger protein 830
Exons: 1
Coding region: 1-1095 (364 amino acids)
Biological process (GO): nuclear DNA replication; mitotic DNA replication checkpoint signaling; mitotic DNA damage checkpoint signaling
Cellular component (GO): nucleus; spliceosomal complex
Molecular function (GO): zinc ion binding; nucleic acid binding
Source: RefSeq, a predicted model, not a curated record
AUGGCGUCCCCCGCUUCGUCGCGAACUUCUUCGGGGAAGCGAGUGGUGAAUCAGGACGAACUGCGGCGAUUGAUGAGGGAGAAGCAACGCUCGAGCGCCAAUCGCAAACGGAUCGAGUCUCCAUUCGCGAAAUACAGCCGCCUGGGGCAGCUGAGCUGCUGCCUCUGUAACACGUCGGUCAAGAGCGAGCUUCUGUGGCAGACGCACGUCCUGGGCAAGCAGCACCGAGAGAAAGUGGCCGCGCUGAAGGGCGCGAAGGAAGCCACCCAGGGGCUGUCCGCCAGUGCAGAGCCUGCGUCGGCCAAGAGGAAGGCGCCCGACGCCGAAAGCCACAGCGUCAAGCGAGCGAAGGCCUCCGCGGCGCCUCAGGUACAGCCCUCCACGUCCGCCUCGCCCGCCGCUAAAGCGACCUCCAGUCAGCCUUCAAGGCUCGGCUUACUCGCCGAUUACGACGACGACGACGACGACGAGGAGGAGGGGGAGGAGGAGGGAGGAGAAGGGAAAAAGGAGGGCGUUAGCAAGGUGGCCCCGGACGCGCUGGCCAAGGAGCACUCACUGCCCUCCUCGCGGGAGGCGGCCACGAGUGCACUGCCCAGCGAUUUCUUUGAUGCAAACCCUCCCAAAGCCCCGAUGAUCCCUCAUUCAGGGUCCAUUGAGAAAGCAGAGAUUCACGAGAAGGUGGUGGAAAGGAGAGAGAACACGGCGGAGGCACUCCCGGAGGGUUUUUUUGACGACCCAGAAAUCGACGCCAGGGUUCGCAAGGUGGAUGCCCCGAAGGAUCAGAUGGACAAAGAGUGGGACGAAUUUCAGAAAGCCAUGAGGCAGGUCAACACGAUUUCCGAAGCCAUCGUUGCCGAAGAGGAUGAGGAGGGACGGUUGGACCGGCAGAUUGGGGAGAUCGAUGAGCAGAUAGAGUGUUACCGCCGGGUGGAAAAUCUGCGGAAUCGCCAGGACGAGAUAAAAAACAAACUGAAAGAGGUUCUGACCAUCAAAGAACUGCAGAAAAAAGAGGAGGAGAAUGUCGACAGUGACGACGAGGGGGAACUGCAAGAUUUGUUGUCGCAGGAUUGGAGGGUGAAAGGGGCUUUGUUGUAGGACUUCAAAGACCCAAAAUUUUUAAAACCCUCUUCUUUUGUAUAGAAAGUGCUGGCUCUUGGUAUGGACUAGAGAGACUGCCUACCUAACCAGUUACUGAGUUAAAAUGAGCCUGUGAGGGACAAACUUUGGAAAACUGGUGUAAAAUACUUUUGAGGUAAAGUUGGCUUUGAAGUUUUUCACAUUUACAAACUCAAACAUGUUAGGUUGUAAAUCUGUCCACUAAUUUUUUCACAUAAAUAUAUAUAUUUAAGCCA